CGGUUCCUGUCGAAAACAUUCACAUUUAUCUAAUGUUUUCUCGCGCGCGUGUACGUGUGUCCGUAGUGUGCUGUACGUGUGAUGUGAUUGUUGUCGACUGUUUUAACAGAAAAAUAGAAAAACAGUUCGAUCCAUUCACGGUGAACCUUCCCGCUUUGUCUCAAGUGUGACGGAUGAGAUUCGUGUUGUUAUUGUUGUUCAUGGAAGUGAUAGGCUAACUAUUUUUCGUGCGUAAAGAAAACAAACUGAUUGCACACUGCACGUUGCUCUAAGUUUGCAAUUGGGCUGGCCCUGGGAUGUCGAUGUUGGGCCGAGUUUCCUUUGAUGUUACCGUAGGUAGGCGGUAUAAUGGUCAAGGUUCUCAUAAAAUCGAUUUACCGAAUGUAAACACCGAGCAGAAUAGCCAGACGGCGGCGUAGUUGGCCGUGGCAAAAGUUCACAACUGCAGUGGUUCGGAUCGGAAACAAUCGAGCGUGAAGGUGCUGAUAUUCGGAAGGGGAUUUGGGAAAAUUUCCUAACCGGAGAAAACAUUUAAGCUUAGCAACGAUGGAUUCCGAUGUUCCAUAAGGUAUAAGACGACUCGUUAGAUGCACCAAGGAAGACCAAACGCUGGUAGUUGCGUGUCUUCAGUAGUCCCUCUUGAUUAAGGCGAGGAAUCACCAUCGAACAGUCAACAGUAGCAGAUAGAAAUAAAAAGAACUCCGAAAAGUGAACACCAAGAAACGACGACAACUUUUUCACGCGGCCAGAAUCGGUGUCACUAGCGGAAAGGGAACGCGCUUCUUGACUGACAUAACCGCGGAUUUGAGCGUAGGUAUUAUUUUUACUUUCCCAACGCACCUCCCCGCGGAGAAGGUGACGGGCAGAAUGAAGUGAUCCAACGCUUUCACUGAACGUUUGUUGUCGUCGCGUAAUUUCUACCCCAGUGUUUGUCUGUGGCGUGACGCGCACGGCCAUUCAACUUAUUACACGAUAACCAGCAACCCGCGCUAUCGCUUCCUCACCUCGGAUCGGGUCGCACCGAUUUGUGUGCUACCGGAAAAGCGGUGGCGACGAAAGCGAAAGUGAACUUCCGUCUGAGAGCGUCCAGCAAGAACCGCGAGAACCCGUAGAACCAACCAUCCACUCCGGACGGCCGGACAGCAGCAUACACUACCGCGCAAAUGAAGAAGGUAAUGAUCCCUUCGCUGGAUAUGAAAAAGAGCAUUUCCGUCAAGGUAGAUAGUGAUCUGACAUUGCUGCUGUCCAGUGGAGUGUACGAAAUCAAAAAGAUGGAGCCCCGCCGGAGGCUCCGACCGAUCGUCAUCGUCUGCCUGUUCCUCACCAUUGCCGGCAUCGUCGGGUUCGGGUACUUCUGUCCGGAUCAGGUGUGUGCCCUUUCGCGGCGAGACGUUAGCUCACCGAUGGGCCUCGGCGGUGGUGGAGGGCCCCCGGCAAGCACCGGCCAGGAGCUGGCGGGUGGCUACGAGCACGACAACCUCGGCAAACCGGUCCAGCAGAAUCUGCUGGCGAACCCGGGGCUGAGCUACGAGGAGGUCCUGAACGACGACUUCCAGUUCGACAUGAACGCGCACGACGUGAUGGUGUUUCUGCACAUCCAGAAAACCGGCGGCACCUCGUUCGGUAAACACUUGGUGCGUGAUUUGGAUCUCAAGCGUCCCUGCACCUGCCAGCGCAAGAAGAAGCGCUGCUACUGCUUCCGGCCGCACCGGAACGAGAACUGGUUAUUCUCGCGCUACUCGACCGGCUGGAAGUGCGGCCUGCACGCCGACUGGACCGAGCUGACCGGCUGCGUCGACCAGGAGCUCGACAAGAACGAGGGCGAAACGGCCAAGCGGCGCUACUUCUACAUCACGCUGCUGCGCGAACCGAUCGCGCGCUACCUGUCCGAGUUCCGGCACGUGCAGCGCGGGGCCACGUGGAAAAACGCGCGCCACUGGUGCCUCGGCCGGCACGCCACGCCCGACGAGCUGCCACCCUGCUACGACGGUGCCAACUGGAACGGGGUGGCGCUGGACGAGUUCGCCGGGUGUGAGAGCAAUCUGGCCGCCAACCGGCAGACCCGUAUGCUGGCCGAUCUCGCCCUGGUCGGGUGCUACAACAAGACGUACAUGCCGGCGGCCGAGCGGGACCGGAUCAUGCUGGCCAGCGCCAAGCGCAACUUAGCCGCCAUGUCCUACUUCGGGCUGACCGAGUACCAGAAGAUCUCGCAGUACAUCUUCGAGGAAACGUUCAAUCUGCGGUUCGCGAUACCGUUCGAGCAGCACAACACAACCGUGUCGACGGUGACGAUGCACGGUCUGACGACGGCCCAGCGCGCCCGCAUCGACAAGCUGAACGCGCUCGACAUCGAGCUGUACGCGUUCGCCAAGAAGCUGAUGUUCCAAAGAUUUGAAAGGCUGAAAGCCAAAGAUAACGACUUCGAGGUGCGCUUCGCCCAUCUCGGAAACCUGGGCGUGCGGAACGGCGUGACGGAGUUCAACUGGGACAGCAACAUCGACGACAUGCCGAGCAACGAGCACCACUGAUAUCGGCCCCCGCGGGGUCGUCCAUCGGGUGCGCUUCCGUUCGAUGGUGUCGCAUCGCGACCGUCGGGCUUCCGUCGUCCGAAGAAUCUGUUGCCCGGGCGGCGUCGUAGUGGCAACGCUGGCGGCCCGUUGCCGGCCAUCGGCCCAUCGUUCCACGUCGCUUCGCCCGUGGCGUCCGCAGGCAGCACCCACGGUGGCGUUCAUCAAAACCUAAUCAAUCACCAUCAUCGCAUCGAUGGACCGGCCACGGACGGUGCCGCCGACGUUGACAACCCCAUUAGUGUUAAGCCCAACUCAACUAGUCCCCGAAGCGACCGUAGGCGUAAGAAGACUCAGCAGCAGCAGCAACCGGAAGGCAACAGCAAAAAGCACGGGAACAAUUCGACAAAUCCGACGGAAGCAGCAGCGGGUGCAGCUACUAAGCUGUUGCAGCGAUAGUGUGCACUCCCGGUGAUGAGAAUGGCCGACGCUGGUGCCGCUACCUGAAAAACGCUAAUCCUAUCAUACGCUGACACCCUUUCCCGAUCGAUGCUGAUGCCGAUGACGGAGAAAAUGCACCACAGAAACCCAAUCUCCCCCCCGUGCAGUUAUUAGGAAGCCUUCGCGUGUUCGUGGGGGGAAGCUUAUUACGGU
Messenger RNA from Anopheles coustani, 3161 nucleotides. It is a transcript of the gene Hs6st, whose product is annotated as heparan-sulfate 6-O-sulfotransferase 1. The record is from RefSeq and is a predicted model, not a curated record. The transcript is spliced from 5 exons. Lineage: Eukaryota; Metazoa; Arthropoda; Insecta; Diptera; Culicidae. Gene Ontology annotation, cellular component: membrane. The coding region runs from base 1164 to 2528 and encodes 454 amino acids. Gene Ontology annotation, molecular function: heparan sulfate 6-sulfotransferase activity.